AUGGCUACACUCUCUGUGCCGUCGCCUAACCUGGGCUCAGCUUCAUUGUGUGACAGCAUCCACAGGCCACUCUCCACCCAUGGCCUGCCAAAGCAGCCGCGUACAAUGUCACCCGAACGACCACAUCGGUUUUCAGCAAAGAGUUACCCUCCUCCAGCUCUUGUUCACACUCCCAUGACACCACAGUCGUUGGGACCAAUGUCUCCCCCACCCAUGUCAGCAAAGUCCUUUGGGACGUUCAUCGACUCAGAGCCAUCGACACCAGCCUACUCACCAAGAAUGGAUCACGAGUGGGGCGACUCAUCGGUGGUCUUAGUCCGACCUAUGUCUUCGUCCUCAGAGCCAUCCAGCCCUACGGAGCCUGUAUGGCGCAUGCUGCAACCACUGCCGGUAAAGGCUCCGCCCAAGCCUAAGGCUGUCGUUGCAAGUCCUCAAUCUAUAGAAACAGCCACUACCGCCAAGGAGAUCUCAACGAACACUUCGCUUUCAUCACAUCCUACUAAACAGGCGAGGCACAUCAGUCGCCCACAAGAGAUCAAGCUGGCAAAUCUAUCGCAGCAAGACUACACCCCAAAGAGUGAAGAUAUUGCAAAGGACGAUGAGAAAAGGCUACAAGAACAGACUGCCAGCACUCCCACCGCGGCGACCUUUGGCAAGCUGGCGACAAAGAUGAAGUUAAUGUUACGAAGGAAGAACACAAACGCAAAGAAGAAAGAGAAGAAGAAGAGGCAGUACGAAGAAGUCGACCGUAUCGAGGACGUCCACUGGACAGAGAUGUGA
Alternaria burnsii is the source of this 780-nucleotide messenger RNA. RefSeq names its product protein serine threonine phosphatase 2c. The record is from RefSeq and is a predicted model, not a curated record. Lineage: Eukaryota; Fungi; Ascomycota; Dothideomycetes; Pleosporales; Pleosporaceae. The coding region runs from base 1 to 780 and encodes 259 amino acids. The transcript has a single exon.